AUGUAAAGUGUAAACUUUUAAGUUCAACCGCAACGGUCGUUUUUGAAAAGUGAUAUUUUUAUUUGUCUUUUUGAAUAAACAUGAUACUUUAAACACAUAAGCGUUAUUUGCAAAUAAAGAAUAAAUAAAAUGGAGGCCCUAAAAGACCCGGUGAGUGUACGGGUGGCUCGCCUAAACUCUGAAAUCACAGGAAAAGCAAAUACCUCAGGAAAAUCCAAUUUACUUAGUCGGGAGGCUGUUUUGGAUGCCCUACAAAUAUUCUAUGAAGAAUGCUGCUCAGAAACCCUACAAAAAUCAGAUUCUAACAUUGCGGAUUUCGUUAAACGGUACAAGAAUGCCAUGAAGGAUAUCAAGUCUCUCCGAGUCAACAUAAGUGAUUUUGAAAUUAAAAACUUAAUAGGAUGUGGCCAUUUUGGCGACGUUCAUGUAGUGAAAGAAAAACAAACCGGAGACAUAUAUGCCAUGAAAACCAUAAGAAAGUUUGACAAUGAAAUCAAAAGAAUGUCCUUCGAAGAGGAGAGGAAUAUUAUGGCAUUUUCUGACUCUCCCUGGCUGACAAGCCUUCAAUACUCCUUCCAGGACAGUUCAUAUUUAUUCUUUGUGAUGGAGUAUCACCCUGGAGGAGAUCUUUUAGGUUUACUCUAUAGGAAAGGUGGCACACUACCAGAAAGUGCCUCUUUAUUUUACAUUGCAGAACUGGUACUAGCAUUAGAAGCUUUACAUAAAAUGGGCUAUGUGCAUAGAGAUGUUAAGCCUGAUAAUAUUUUGAUUGAUCGGUGUGGUCAUUUAAAGUUGGCAGACUUUGGCUCUGCUGCUAAACUGGAUAAAGAUGGAUUGGUGAAAGUGGGACUUCCUGUAGGAACUCCUGACUACAUUGCUCCAGAGGUGUUGCAAUGUUUGGAUAAUAAAAGUGAAAAGUCAGUUACAGGAUAUGGGAUUUCUUGUGACUUUUGGUCAUUAGGUAUUUUGGCCUAUGAACUUACUAUUGGUAAACCACCCUUUCAGGGCCAAACUACCACCACAGUUUAUUCAAAAAUCAUUAACCACCUGAAUCAUUUAAAAUUUCCUUCUGAUAUAACUUUAAGCCAGGGUUAUGUUAGUUUUAUAAAGGCUCUUUUAACUGAUGUGAAGUCUCGACUAAAGCCCCACAAAAUAAAAUCCCACACAGUUUUUAAAGGCAUUCAUUUUGACACUUUAAGAGAACAAGUGCCUCCUUAUGUCCCCAAAAUCAACUCUAACGAAGAUAUUAGUAACUUUACUGAUAUCCAAGCGAGAAAAAAGCACCCGAGCAUAGAAAACUUCAAGAAGAAAAGCCACUUUUCCGGAAGAAACUUGCCAUUUAUAGGUUUCACUUUCACCCAUGACCCACAAGAAGGUUUCGAGCCAACUUUUCAUCGCCGCUCCAUCCAAAAGAGCGAAAUAGUGGAAAACCUAAAAGCCGAAGUAGAAAAUCUAAGAAUGACCGUGUCCAAAAGCGGAGACUUCAACCAAGAAAAAGAGUGUUUAGAAAGGAAACUCGAAGAGACAAGCAUUAAGCUUCAAAGCAUCGAAGCUCUCAGGGACAAAUUGGAAAAGCAACUGGCGGAGAGCAUGGCCGAAUCGUCCGCAGUGAAACGCACGUUAGAACUGGAGCGUAAGGAGCGAGCCAAUUUGGAAAAAAAGGCGUUAGACUUAAUUAAGGGGGCCAAAAUGAAGUGGGAACAAGCGGAAAAAGCCAAAGUGGACACCCUGGAGUUGGAGAUAAAGCAGCUCAAGUCGAAAAUAGAACAGUUGAACCAUACUAAUCAGAUGUUGGAUGAGCAGUUGCAACAUGCCAUGAAAAUGGAUGAGAAAAAUAGGCAAUCGUUGGAAACCGAAAAAAACUUAAGCAGACGCAGCGUUAUCGGCCUCGAAAAUCUACUAGAAAAAGUCUCUUCGGACAGACAAAAUAAAAUCUCCGAACUACAAAGUCAACUAAAUGAGGAACUGUGUCAUAAGACUGAUUUGCAAAACCAAAUUGGCACUUUACAAGACGAAUUACGUAAUCGGGAGGCCGAAUUGAAAAGCAACAAGGAAAAAUUGAAAAAAUGCCGAAUGGAGCAUGAAGUUUUAAAAACGAAACUUCACGAGAACGAGGGCCUUAUUGGGGAACUGAGUGGUAAAGUAAACGAGCUGGAAAAGGAUUUGGAGAGGAUAGACCAGUAUGAAGCGGAAAUAAAAAAACUGAGAAACUUGUUCGAGGACAGUCAAAAAACGAUUAAAGAUUUACAGAAUAAAACAGUAAUUUUAGAAGGGGAGCGAAAGAAAAUGGACGAGCAAAAACUAAACAGUGACGAGCUUAAAGAAAAACUUAAUAAAGCGCAAACGCAAGUGGGCAUUUUAGAAAAACAACUUGAGCAAGAGAAGGAGCAGUGUGACUCAUUGAAAAAGAGGCUGAAAGAAGCGGAAAAUAAUGAGUCCAGUACCCAAGAAUUGCGAGAAAAGCAGCUUCAGUUCUAUAAGAUGCAAAAAGAACUCUCCGACUGUAAAAUUGAUAAAAGAAUUUUAGAAAGGGAGCUAAAGGAGGCAAAGGUUGAAAUUAAACAACUUCAAGAAUCUCUAGCGGCUUCCGAAAAAGCUCUAACCGGCAACAAGACAUCCCACGAAACGGCUUUACUAGAAUUGUCAGGGAUAAAUGAUAAUCUCUCUAUGGAACUUGUGAAGUCCAAAGAGACAAUAAAAAGCUUACAAGAGCAAUUACAAAACGAGAAAAACAGAAUGGGAGAUGAAAAGGUGGUAGUAAAAGAGCUGAAAGGGUUCUUAAACGCCAAAGAAGCGACGAUAAGGAACUUAGAAGAUCGUAUUAGUACGUUGCAAAAUGAAGUUUCGUCUCUAACAUCAAGGUGCCAAAGAGAAGAAAGCGAAAAAACAAAAUUGAUGUCUUUAGUUGAGCAGUUGCAGAAGGAGAAAGCUCAUUUAAGUGAUGUAAUUCAAAACGAGAGGGCCGAAAAAUCCAAUAUGAAGUUGAAUUUAGACGCCCUACGUGAAGCCUGCACCCUUCUCGAAGGCCAAGUAACAGAAUACGAAAAACUUGUAGAAAUGAGCAAAAACAAACAAUCCGAGCUGAGUAAUAACACUGAAAAACUGAUUGCUGAUUUAUGCGAGGCCAGAAAGGAAACUCAAGAAGCGAAGCGGCAUAUCAACGAGCAGAAAUCGCUUAGGGCUAUGUCAGAACAAAAAGUCAAGCGUCUACAAGAAGACAUAGAAAGUUUAGAAAAAGAAAUGGCGGAUUAUAAGGCCCAGUGUGUGGAGUAUAAACGAUUUUCUGCUGAGUUAACUGACGAUUUAACGGCAUCUGAAGAAAAGUUGAGUAGCGCAGAAGUUACCAUCAACGCCUACAGUAGGCAAAUUGAUAAGUUGACUGCAGAAAAUCGUAUGUUGAAAGAAGAAAUAUCAGAUCACAUUACGAAAAUCGCACAUUUAAAAGAUUCUAAGUAUAGGUUGACUCAUCAGGUGAACGAUUUAAACAUAAAUGUUGAAUCUUUGAUUCAGAAAAUACGAGAGCUAGAACGGUCUUUCCAUGAACAAAUGAACUAUUAUAAAGAGAGGGAAAUAAAGGCAGAAGCCCGCGAUAAGCAACAUUUAAAACUGAUAGACUACUUACAAUCUAAAAUCGAAGAGCAAUCUCACAAAAAAAAGACAUUCACCGAGGUAAUAUUCGGCAGUUCGAAAAAAGAAAACCAACCUCCGAUCUCUCUCGCUCUCAAUUACAAAGAUCUCGAAAGCGAAUUGGUAAAAGAGAAAGAGAGCAAUAGGAAGCUAAAGGAGGAAGUAUUCAAAUUGAAAGCGGCCACUUUGUGUGAGAUUAAUUCGAACGUGAUGGACAAAUUCGGGCCGAAGAUGGAGAAGUCCAAAUCGGAGAUUCUCACCCCUAGGAGCAAAGCCGCUUUGAACCAAAUCGCUACAUCCCCACGUAAACAAGGGGUAGACGGAGAUUUUAGACAGAAUUCGCUUACGAGGAUGCACCAUAAUAUACCUCACAGAUUCGAUUCCAAACUGAACACAACAACCCAAAAAUGCGCCCAGUGCAGCAACCAAAUUUUAAUCGGUAGAAACUACCACGUGUGUAAAGAAUGCAAAGUUGCCGCCCACGUGAAUUGCUCUUUAUCGCUUCCAAAGGUCUGCGGUUUACCAAAAGAAUUGGCCGAACACUAUAAGGAGUCUCUGGAGAAGGCAGAAAGCAGCAGCGCUCAGGUGUCUGGGAAGAACGAGAUGCAAGAAGCGGUGUGCGAGGGUUGGGUUAAAGUGCCAUGCACUAAAUCAAACUCAUGGCAGAAACGCUACGCUCGUCUUACACAGUCUUCCUUAGACAUCUACAUGGAGCAACCAGAAGAAACUGGCAACCAGGUACCCUUAGAGCAAUUCCCUUUAAAACCUGAGGGAUCCCAUGGAAGGGUAGUCUUAGAGCCUUUACAAUCGGAAAUAGGAAUCCCUGUGGCAAGCAGCGACAUACCGUUUAUAAUGAAACUGGAAGUAACACCAGAAACUACUUGCUGGCCUUCUAAGUGUUUAGUUAUAAUGACACUUAGUGCGAAGGAGAAAGAUAAUUGGUUUGCUGCUCUACAGACUCACUUUGCCUCCGAAAAACCAAAUUCAAAACUAGAAACUGUUGUGAGAUUACCAAGCGGUAUGGUGGUCAAUUGUGUGGUAACUCUUACAGAAAACAUUAGAGUUUUUGGUACCGAUAAGGGACUGGUUGCUCAUUAUGAUAAUGGAUUGUUGCAGAUUAGUGGACCUAGUCAAAUAGAACAGAUUGUACAAUUUGCUCCAGGCAAUCUGGUCCUAAUGAUAGUGGACCCUAAAGCAAAACUGAUUUGCUGCGACAUCAAUCAUUUGAUAAAUCUGGCUCAGUGCGCGCAAGCUACAAAACCGACUUUAAAAUAUAAAGAUGUAAAUGUAAAUGGUUUGGUAGGAUUCCAUAUUGUCCAGGCCUCAAGACACUCCUCACAUAAAAAAAUCGCCGUAGCGACCACUCAACAGCUGAUCAUCCUCGAGUACCAUUUCAGUACCAACGAGUUCGUGCCGGUCCGGAUCUUGGACACUGCCCAACCGACCAGUUGCAUGUUAUUCACCGAAAACAGCCUUUUGGUAGGAGCGGAUAAGUUCUUCGAAAUAGACCUCACCAGUUUAAAACCGGAAGAAUUCCUGGACAUGUCCGAUGUUAAUUUGAAACAGACGGUGAUAUGUUACAAGACCGGUAGUUUCCCCGUUAGUAUAUUGGAAGUUUGCAGCAAUCCAAAGGAGUACUUGUUGACUUUUAAUCUUUUUUCUGUAUUUGUGGAUGAAUAUGGACGAUCCUCUAGACAAAAAGAGAUGAAAAACGAGCAUUUACCGGUGGCCUUACAUUACGCCAAACGAUAUUUAUAUAUAGUCCAAUUUGGAGCUGUGGAAAUAAUUAAAAUAAGUGAUGAAAGCUUCAAUAACGGCCCGAUAGACUUGUAUAGACUAGAUCUAAAUAAAUUCAAAUACUUAGGGUGUAACAGCAAAGGGAUUUAUUUGGAACAAGACAACGAAGUCAAGUUCCUGACAGCCAAAAACUUGCCCGAUUUCGAUGCGGUUUCGCUAGUCUCCGAAAGCACCGAAACCGUUAAUAACUCGCGCGAUAGUCAGUUCAGUUUCACCAGUUCUAUGGUGCAAAGUCUGGAUGGGAAUUUGAGCGAUUCCGAGCAGUCGGAGACGGUACGAAAGUUUGACCAGACUGAUUUUUAAAGUUUUACCAAAUAGGCUUAAAUUGUUUGUGUUUGUUUUGUAUAUUUAGUUAUUUUGGCACGAUUAAAUGUAUAUACAUAAUUUUCUCGCUUAAUAUAUUUUUUACUUUUAUAUA
Molecule: messenger RNA, 5842 nt
Organism: Anthonomus grandis grandis
Lineage: Eukaryota; Metazoa; Arthropoda; Insecta; Coleoptera; Curculionidae
Product: citron Rho-interacting kinase-like
Exons: 23
Coding region: 130-5727 (1865 amino acids)
Biological process (GO): actomyosin structure organization; peptidyl-threonine phosphorylation
Cellular component (GO): cytoplasm; actin cytoskeleton
Molecular function (GO): ATP binding; protein serine/threonine kinase activity
Source: RefSeq, a predicted model, not a curated record